Molecule: messenger RNA, 1257 nt
Organism: Wyeomyia smithii (pitcher-plant mosquito)
Lineage: Eukaryota; Metazoa; Arthropoda; Insecta; Diptera; Culicidae
Exons: 1
Coding region: 1-1257 (418 amino acids)
Biological process (GO): DNA integration
Molecular function (GO): nucleic acid binding
Source: RefSeq, a predicted model, not a curated record
AUGCAUAUCCAUCAAAUGGUGCAAUCUUGUGUUCCGGACGCUGCUGUACUGAAGGAUAUUGUGGAAGCGACCAAGAAAGAUGGAACCCUUCAAGAAGUCCUGCUAUCUUUGGAGAUGAAUACCUGGACAGAAAGUACUAGAGGGUAUAAACAGUUCAAGCCGGAACUACACACGGCAGUAGGAGUUGUCAUGCGUGGAGAUCGCCUGGUGAUUCCAGAGACUCUUCAAGCCCAGGUUAUUGCUUGUGCCCAUGAGGGACACCCAGGGAUGAGCGUAAUGAAGAGACGUCUACGCCAAAAAGUUUGGUGGCCGAAGAUGGACUCUCAAGUCGAGAAUUACGUUAAAAGUUGCAACCUUUGUACCUUGGUUUCGUCUGUAGAACCUCCAGAGCCGAUGCAAAGAACAAGAAUGCCCACCAAAGCUUGGUCAGAGCUAGCAGUAGAUUUUUUGGGACCUCUUCCUAAUGAGCACUACUUGCUAGUUUUAAUCGACUAUUUUAGUCGGUUCGUGGAGGUGGUGAUAAUGAGGCAAACCCUUGCGGAACUUGCAGUACAGGCGUUAUACGAAACAUUUUGUCGGUUCGGUUUCCCUGAUAUUCUUCGAUCGGACCACGGACCACAGUUCAUAAGUGACACAAUGAAGACUUUCUGCAAGGAGUUCGGCAUUGAGCAACAGAAAACUACACCCUAUUGGCCGCAAGCAAAUGGGGAAGUUGAACGCAAGAAUAGAUCCAUUUUGAAGCGUUUGCGUAUAAGCCAGGAAUCUGAGAAUGCAAACUGGAAAUGGGAUUUGCGGAGUUAUCUUCUCAUGUACAACUCCACGCCGCACUCUACGACAGGAGUUGCCCCUUCGCUGUUGAUGUUUGGAAGGAUGCUAAAGGACAAACUGCCGAGCGUUACAGGAGCACCGGAACAAAUUUCGGAAGGUAUAAGGGAUCGAGACUGGAAUCUGAAGCUCAAAGCAGCUGAAUCGUGCAACAAACGGAGACAGGCCAAAGAAAGUACGUUGCAGGAAGGCGAUGUGGUAGUGGUGAAAAGAACAUCGAAGAAUCACAAACUGUGCAGUAACUUUAGUCCAGAACCUUUCGAAAUUAUCAGCCGUUCUGGGUUGGAAGCUGAAAUACGCUCCAAGCAAACGGGGAAAAUAUACUACAGGAACGUUUCUCAUCUUAAGCCGAUAGUGUCUGAUAUACGCGAGGAGGAACUUGUUGAAGAACGCUUAAGUGAGGGUAUUGGGAGUGUGGCAUCUUUGCUGUGA